Messenger RNA from Rhopilema esculentum, 934 nucleotides. RefSeq lists its product as uncharacterized. The record is from RefSeq and is a predicted model, not a curated record. NCBI's taxonomy places the organism in Eukaryota, Metazoa, Cnidaria, Scyphozoa, Rhizostomeae, Rhizostomatidae.
UCGCGCUGUGUUAGCAGUUCGAGGCACAGAAUAGAGAUAUUCUGUGUGGGAACAUUGGUGCUAGAGAAGGUUUGGGCUGAGAACGCUGUGAUCCUGUUCCAAGAUGAAGGCCGUGUUGCUGUUUUGUGUCCUUCUUGGACUCGUCAUUUCAACCAACGGUGCAACUGUCGAGGAAAACACCAACGAGGUGGCGGAGAAGAGUGUUCCGGAAGAGGUUGAUGUAGAGGAAGAUUCUGCAAGCGAAGAAGAGGAAGACCCAGAAGCAGAAGAGCCCUCUGAAGACGAGGAAAGUGAUGCUACAGAACCGGAAGAGGAAAAUGAUGCUACAGAACCGGAAGAGGACACUGAAUUAUCUGAAGACAAUUCUGAGCAAAUAGCAAAAGACGGCUCUGUAUCAGAUCCUGCAUGGCGCAGACGGAGCUUCCGCAGAAGAUCUUGGCGCCGACGUAGCUUCCUCAGAAGAUCCUGGCGAAGACGUAGCUUUCGCAGAAGAUCCUGGCGCAGACGUAGCUUCAUCAGAAGAUCCUGGCGCAGACGUAGCUUCCGCAGAAGAUCCUGGAGCAGACGUAGCUUCCGCAGAAGAUCCUGGCGCAGACGUAGCUUCCGCAGAAGAUCCUGGAGCAGACGUAGCUUCCGCAGAAGAUCCUGGCGCAGACGUAGCUUCCGCAGAAGAUCCUGGCGCAGACGUAGCUUCCGCAGAAGAUCCUGGCGCAGACGUAGCUUCCGCAGAAGAUCCUGGCGCAGACGUUACUGGCGCAGAAGAUCUUGGCGCAGACGUUCUUGGCGCAGAAGAUCUUGGCGCAGACGUUCUUGGCGCAGACGUUUCGGAAAAUAAGCAAAGUACUGGUUAAGAUACUUUUUUGCUCCCUAAUUAUGUUUUCCAUUUUUAACUUUUGUACAUUUGAAGCUGUUGACCAAGGUCAGUAGAGAAUGA